CUCGUGAACACACUGGGCGGUCCGAUUCUAGCGGCGGGAAUUCCGGUCGUGCUCGACGCACCUGCCUCCGACAACGGGAAGGUGCAGCUGAGUCGACUGCAGCCGGCGGUGCCGAAGGUUAAGGAGGUGAAACGGUCGGCGCACAAUGCGAUUGAACGACGUUACCGUACCUCGAUCAACAGCUGCAUUGUGGAGCUGAAGGACAUGGUUGUCGGGGUAGACGCAAAGCUGAACAAGUCGGCUAUUUUGCGCAAGGCAAUCGAUCACAUCCGCUAUCUGACAAAACAGAACCAUGCACUGAAGCAGGAAAACAUGACGUACAAGAUGAAGCUUACGGAUCCGAAGCAGUCGCUGAAGGAUCUGCUGGUAAGCCCAAGAAGCAGCAGUGCGGUUGACGAAAUGAUGACUGGCCCGAUCACGCCCCCGGUCAGUGACGAGUCGUCCGACCCUUCGUCGUCACCGGCUCAUUCCGUAACUUCCAUGCCUCCAUCGCCGUACGAGCUAAUGGAUGACGAGAUGGUGUCCAGCAUCAGUGGAAUGUCGUCCAACUCGCGCCUCACGCUUUGCAUGUUCAUGCUGGCGGUGUGCAUCGUCAACCCGUUCGCUAGUCUACUGGCGCCGGCCGACAUGAAUGAGCCGCUCGAGGAGAUUGGCACAACGCGUCGCAUACUGGCGUUCGAGGAGUCGUUCUCGUGGUCUCGACUCUCCUCCUCGCUACUAGUGCUGUUGGUCAAUUGUCUUCUGCUCGGUGGCUGCCUGGUGCGCAUGCUCGUCUAUGGCGAUCCGGUACUACUGCCGCGGUCGAGCGCCUCCAGCGAGUACUGGAAGCACAAGCGCCAAUCGGACUUGGAAUUUAAGCGAGGCAACUCACACGGCGCGUACAUAGAAGCGAAACGAUGCCUCCACGCAUUCGGAUUGUCGCUGCCCACCACCCGACUAGAAUGUCUUUCAAUGACAGGCUGGCAAUUUGUGCGUAUGUUCUUCCAUCGGCUGUACGUGGGGCGCUGGCUUUCGCGCCGCACCGGUGGACUUUUCAAGCCGGAGGGGCAGCGACUGCACGCACUUCACUCGGUCCGGGAACUUGCCUUGCUGUAUCACCGCCUGAACCAGCUGCACCUCGUCACCGACCAACCGGACGCGAACGGACUCAUGAUGAGCCUGUGCGCGGUGAAUAUGGCGGAAGCGGCUGCCUCGGUUUUGCCACCGGAUGACACUAUCGAAAUCUAUCUGCUGGCGGCGCUGCGCGUGAAGCGUAGCUAUCCGGGUCUGAUGCAGUACUUCUGCCGCUAUUAUUUGUCGAAAGCACAGCGUCUCGCCGGUGACCGGGGAAGCGCCAAGUUCCGGUGGCUGUUCACUGCGUACGGCUUUCAGUUUCUCACAGGCCAGCAGUUUCGCUACGAGGACCGACCGGACGAGUCAAGCGCACUGUUCACUCGCUUAUGCAACAAAGCCGAUCCACUAGAGUACGUGAUGCGUGAAUAUCGUUUGCACCUACUGCAAAAGGCACUGCAGGGGCUCGUAGGAUCCGAUCCAACUGGUACAUCGUGUCAACCCGCGCGACUCGCACCACACGGUGGUUCCGAGAUGAAGGACGGCUCUUAUGGUAAGGAGAAGGAGCUCAUGCUGAAACAGGGCGGCCUCGGCGGCGAUCUCGUGAGCCCCGCCGACAGUGUAUCUCCUUCCUCCUUGAACGGCAACCACAACAGCGAGAUUCUGCACUUGACACAGCUGCUCAAGGACACGCUGCGGCUUGAGAAGCCCGUCGCCUUCACGGCUUGCCUCGUCCACGGCAACGAGUGCCACGAUCAGGUUGUGCUCUGGUGGUCGAACAUGCUUAGCAUCGCCGCCUACUGGUUGCUCGGUGAGGACGAACUGGCCGAGCCGCUGUACGUUCAGGUUGAAAGUUUUCCCGCGGAACUGCAGCAUUGCGAGGACCCGCUAGCGCAUGCCUUGUUGAUUGCAUUCCACACCAAGCGCAAUUUGAUCACCAAAGCUGACGACUUGUCGGCAAUUUUUCUCGAUUGCAACGAAAGCAGCCGCUACCUGGAGGACAGCUUGACUGGUAACUUGUGUAAGACGCCUAGCCGUUUGAAACUGUUAGCGCAGUUGCUCGUCUGCGAUUGGCUACUCGAGUGUCGGACAACUCUAUGGGAAAUCGAGACAGACACGCGCUACAAUCAGGAUUACCAGGCUGUUUCUGGUGCGGUGCUGUCCGCGUUCCAAAUGGAUCUCAAUCUGUUGCGGCUGGUAAUGAGCAAAUUCCCGAACGCUCAAUCGCGCGUAUUCCUUUACGAGGCCAUCUGCCGGCUAAUGGCCGGGGCGGCUCCAGGACCAACACAGCAGCUGCUUGAUCGCAGCCUUCGUCAACGCAACUGUCGCUCGUCGAUGAUAUGCGGUAAGGACCGCCCAGCCCACAUGGAAGGGGGCCGCGAAAGGGCGGCCGCACUGUACGUGGCCUGUAAGCACCUACCGUCGCCCUGCUUGUCGUCGCCCGGUGAGCGGGCCGGCAUGCUGGAGGAAGCAGCGAAAACGCUGGAAAAGAUCGGCGACAAGAAGCGUCUCCAGCAGUGCUAUCAGCUAAUGAAGUCCCUCGGCAGCGGAUCCGUACCAAAUUAACGAAUUCCGCUUCAUCGAUUGCUUCACCACUGUUCAAUACAGCCACACUGGUCGAUCGUUUAUGGUUUCCACAAACACACACAUGAUUCUUCAGCACAUUAAAAGGAGCUUUUCAACAUAUCGUCAUAUCGGAUUUGGCUUUUCACGAUAAUGGGAGUACUUUGGCUGGCUUGGUUCUCGUACCCUUAGACAGGAUACGCUGUGGGCAAACACAAUCCGGAAACAGUUUUCUUCCGUUUUCUUCCACAAUCCGGAAACAGUUCAGGUAUUGUGACCAUUUCGCCACGAACUCGACGUACUGGGGUGUUCAAUAAGUUUGUAGCCUCGAUAACAAAGGGCGCUGCUAGGAGUCCAACUUAUUGAAUAGCCUAGUAUACCGUUCCGUAACUACCGUAUUGCCCUGGUACUGGAAUCUUCUGACUUCUGGCUGUCCGCUAAACUCCACUAGAAGUCGAUACUGGGGAAAAGAGCCGAAACGAACAGUUUGUUGAAGGCUUUUCCAAAAAAGAACUCUUCGAACCGGUUCAAAAAUCGGAGCAAACGUUGACAGAGGUGUAUUGUGUAGAGUAGGGAUUGCUUUAAAGGUGAUGUUAAGUUUAGAACAAUAAAGAUUUUCUGAGUUAUGUUUUUCCCGGUACUUUUUUGGCCCCAGUAGUACCAUUCUUUUUGGAUAAAAAUGUAAUUAUUACGCUGAACACAGGCCAACAACGCUUUGGAAUACUUCAGUGCAGUGAAUCAAAUUCGGAAGGGAACUGAACGAAAUAAUUAGUGUAGAAGGUGUAUCGCUUGAUAACUAGCAUUAGUGUUGAUCCGAUUUCGUGUUGAUUGUAGUUUCUUUAGCUGUAUUCGUUUAAUUAGUUUAGUUACGUAUUUGCAUCACUUGCGGAUGUUUUUGCUGCUUUGCGAGCAGAGAAAUAAAUGGUUGGCUAUUUCA
Anopheles bellator is the source of this 3550-nucleotide messenger RNA. It is a transcript of the gene SREBP, whose product is annotated as sterol regulatory element-binding protein 1. The annotation marks the transcript as partial. Gene Ontology annotation, cellular component: nucleus. Gene Ontology annotation, molecular function: RNA polymerase II cis-regulatory region sequence-specific DNA binding; protein dimerization activity; DNA-binding transcription factor activity, RNA polymerase II-specific. Lineage: Eukaryota; Metazoa; Arthropoda; Insecta; Diptera; Culicidae. The transcript is spliced from 4 exons. The record is from RefSeq and is a predicted model, not a curated record. Gene Ontology annotation, biological process: regulation of transcription by RNA polymerase II.